UGAUGAGACUGAACAAGGAGGAGGAGGAGGAGAAAUUUUUCGUGUCUGAAGAAAGGAGUAAUCGGCCCAAAAGUAGGGCAAGGGCAGAGGACAAGGUACUAAGAUGUCGGGGCUUCAUCGAUCUUCGAGCGCUCCAUUGAAGAACGGCCUCCCGCCUCAGGAACUCCUCGACGACCUCUGCAGCCGGUUUGUCCUGAAUGUGCCCAAAGAAGAUCUCCAGUCAUUUGAGCGUAUCUUGUUUCUCGUGGAGUAUGCGCAUUGGUUCUAUGAAGACAACUCUGUGGAGAUGAAUCCGUCCUUGAAAUCCCUGACUCUGAAAGAGUUCACUUCCUUACUUUUUAACAGCUGCGAUGUAUUAAGACCUUACGUUGCUCAUAUUGAUGACAUCUUUAAGGACUUCACUUCCUACAAGGUUCGGGUUCCUGUGACCGGUGCCAUCAUCUUGGAUGAAUCCUAUGAACGGUGCUUGCUGGUGAAAGGAUGGAAAGGAACAAGCUGGAGUUUUCCCCGUGGGAAGAAGAACAAAGAUGAGGAAGAUCAUGCUUGUGCUAUUAGAGAAGUCCUAGAGGAAACGGGGUUCGAUGUGUCAAAUCUUCUGAACAAAGACGACUAUAUUGAAGAGAUGUUUGGGCAGCAGAGGGUGCGGCUGUACGUUAUUGCUGGUGUGAAGGAUGAUACAACCUUUGCACCACUUACCAAGAAAGAAAUCAGUGAAAUUGCAUGGCAGCGCAUUGAAGACCUUCAGCCGGCAAGUGACAAUGUCAUAUCCCGUGGGGUGACUGGCCUUAAGCUGUAUAUGGUUUCUCCUUUCCUCACAUACUUGAAGACGUGGAUUUCAGCACACAAGCCCCCUCUUGCUUCAAAACCCAACAUCCCAGUCAAAGCAAUGUGUGUGUGGAAGGCAAAAACUGGCUCCACUGGGAGCAGCAGCACUAUGAUAACAGAGACCCAGCUGACUAGAGCCAUGUCCGAGAGCCGCCCUCCUGAUACUGCCCCAGGGAAGAGCUUCAGAAACUUCAGGUUUGAUACCACAGCGAUCGUAAGAGCAAUGGAAGCUGGUUUUUCCACAUGAAGGGUCAGGAUCAGAACUGUCUUUUCAUCAUCUAGCUAGCACGGUCUUUAGACUAAAGUUACUGAAGCAUCUUCAUAACUUUCAGUUGUCAGUGCAGUCAAUAAGUUUCGAGUUUGCACUGUAAUUACUACUUUGUACAGAAACCUUGGUAGCAGUAUAUUUAUGUCUUCAGCUUCAACAAGAUUUCAAGUUCAGGCUGCCCUUUUAUUGCU
Molecule: messenger RNA, 1284 nt
Organism: Punica granatum (pomegranate)
Lineage: Eukaryota; Viridiplantae; Streptophyta; Magnoliopsida; Myrtales; Lythraceae
Source: RefSeq, a predicted model, not a curated record